This is a messenger RNA of Pseudogymnoascus destructans, 621 nucleotides long. RefSeq lists its product as uncharacterized. The transcript is spliced from 5 exons. Bases 1 to 621 code for a protein of 206 amino acids. Lineage: Eukaryota; Fungi; Ascomycota; Leotiomycetes; Thelebolales; Thelebolaceae. The record is from RefSeq and is a predicted model, not a curated record.
AUGGCCACCACCACCACCCCCACCACCAAGGCUUCUGGCCUAAAAGCCACCAAUCUGGCUGCCAUCGCCCCCGCCAACACCCUCACCACCACUACCAUGACCACCGCCACGACUGAAGCUGGCGCCGCAACAACGGCAACUGAUGAAGCUGCCUCCGAGUCGACUGUCCCAACCCCAACCUCCGCCGCUACAGAUAUGACCUCGACCGCAACACCGACCGCAACACCGACCGCAACACCGACCGCAACACCGACCGCAACACCGACCGCAACACCGACCAGUGAUGAGCCCUCUGUGCCGCCAAAGCCUCCGAUGACCACCCCAACGUCGCCGCCACCCGACCCUGUGUCGUCUCCGGUGCGCCCCUCGACGGCGCCAGAACUUGUGGCCUGCCUGUCGCCCGCAACACCGGCAUGCCCAGCUAUGGCCGUAAGAAGUUUACCACGUCCAAUCGUCCUCGACUCUCCAACCCAAGGCCAGCAGAUGGCACUGCAGCUGCUGCAGUCUGGCUUGUUAGAGGAACCCCACCACUCCCAUGCCCUCGCCGGCCUCAUCGCCCUCCCUGACGCCCAACAUUUGGAAUUCGCGCCCUCGACUCCAACGACCCUCCCAAUUUGUUGA